This is a messenger RNA of Pistacia vera, 948 nucleotides long. Its product is annotated as nudix hydrolase 18, mitochondrial-like. The transcript is spliced from 5 exons. The annotation marks the transcript as partial. The record is from RefSeq and is a predicted model, not a curated record. Gene Ontology annotation, molecular function: pyrophosphatase activity. Gene Ontology annotation, cellular component: cytoplasm; nucleus. Lineage: Eukaryota; Viridiplantae; Streptophyta; Magnoliopsida; Sapindales; Anacardiaceae.
AAAACCAUCAGUCUUCCUCUUACAAAUUGUCCUUCUUUCAUCUCUCUUUGGGGUUUUCUGAAAAUCUUGAAAAGUCUUUGUUUAAAGAUGGCAGUUUGUUUGGUCUCUCGGACAGGACGACAGCACCAGAGAUAUGACAACCUGGGCCGUCGCCAAGUUGUAGGAUGCAUUCCUUACAGAUUCAAAUAUGGCGAAGAUGGAGUCAUCAGUGGUGAAUUGGAAGUUCUUGUUAUUACUUCUCAAAAAGGUCGAGCUCAAGGCCUGAUGUUCCCGAAGGGUGGAUGGGAACUUGAUGAAUCUCUAGAGCAAGCGGCUUUAAGAGAGUCAAUUGAAGAAGCCGGAGUUCUCGGCAAUGUUGAGCGUGAAUUGGGCAAAUGGAAUUUUCUAAGCAAAAGCCAAGGCACACUUUAUGAAGGCUACAUGUUUCCCUUGCUUGUCAAGGAACAGCUUGAACUUUGGCCGGAAAAAGAUGUUAGGCAAAGAAUUUGGAUGAGUGCCGCUGAAGCAAGAGAAGAGUGUCGCCAUUGGUGGAUGAAGGAAGCCUUGGACAUAUUAGUUGCAAGACUCACAUCGACAAUGGAACAGAAUGAGGAAGAAGAAAAUGUAAUGUCUUGUUCGUUGAGCUAGAAGAGAGAUUAGAUCAAUUUGUACAUAGCAAUGAAUUUUGCUCAUAGCCAAUUAUUUAGUCUCACCUUCUGGACUUCGUAAAAAAGGAGAAGAUAAAAAACAAGAAAAAAAAAAAAAAAAAAAUCAACUGGUUUAGGGCAGAUCAAGAAUUCGGAUGGAUCCCAAUUGCAGACACAUUUUGCUAGAAGGAGUUAUAUAGCAAUUGUGUUCUGUCGUAAAUUAAUUCAUGGAUGAAGAGAAGAUUCAGUUGGGGAAGAGAAAAAUAUAUAUAGAAGAAUUGUAUAAAUUAAUCAAUAUAUCUAUCGGUGCAAUCCUUUUUUU